CACCAUCGAUAAAAAAAAAAAAAAAAAAAAAAAAAUUUAGCGAAAGCUUCAGAGAUCGAGAGUUCAAUGCUGACUUCUUUUUAUAUAUCGUUUCCAUUUACUAUUUGGCGCUUCCUUCAGCCGCCCCUCUCUGCGAGAACCCCCCAUUUGGGCUCACCACUUGGGCGAUUCUUUACAGUUUUCCACUGCUUCCGCCUUCGAUUCUUCCCCAACCCCCUCAAAACCCUUCUGUAAUUUAUGUUAUUUCUCACUUCUUUUCGUCUUCUCUAACCCAAUUUUCCAUUGGACUCCCAAUUCCCUCCUCCAAUGGCUUCCCAGCAGCACUUAUCCACCAUUAAGGGCGCCAAAGUGCUCAUGGUUGGCGCGGGAGGAAUCGGAUGCGAGCUUUUGAAGACUCUUGCUCUCUCGGGGUUUCAGGACAUUCAUAUUAUUGACAUGGACACCAUAGAAGUCAGCAACUUAAAUCGACAAUUUUUAUUCCGAAAAUCUCACGUAGGGCAAUCAAAGGCUAAGGUCGCUCGAGAUGCUGUCUUAAGAUUUAGACCUCAUGUUAGCAUAACCUCGUAUCAUGCAAAUGUCAAGAAUCAAGAGUUUAAUGUAGAUUUCUUUAAGCAAUUUAGUGUUGUUUUGAAUGGACUUGACAACUUAGAUGCGAGGCGACAUGUGAAUCGUCUAUGCUUGGCAGCUGAUAUUCCCUUAGUCGAAAGUGGGACCACUGGAUUCCUCGGACAGGUCACAGUUCAUGUCAAGGGCAAAACAGAGUGUUACGAGUGCCAGCCGAAACCGGCCCCAAAAACAUAUCCUGUCUGUACGAUUACUAGUACUCCGUCAAAGUUCGUUCACUGUAUCGUUUGGGCAAAGGAUCUACUUUUUGCAAAGUUAUUUGGAGAUAAGAAUCAAGAAAACGAUCUAAACGUGCGUUCAAGUGAUCCAGCAAGUUCGUCUGACCAUGCUGAAGAUGUUUUUGAACUUAGAAAAGAUGAAACUAUUGAGCAGUAUGGAAGAAGAGUGUUUGAUCAUGUAUUUGGGUACAAUAUUGAAGUAGCUUUAUCGAACGAAGAUACUUGGAAAAAUCGCAAUAAACCGAGGCCUAUUUAUAUUAGGGAUAUCCUGCCUGAGGAACCAACUAAUCAGAAUGGAAACAUGGACAAAAUCUGUGCCACUGAUGAACAAUCCUUAAUUUCUGCUAUGACAUCUAUUGGGAUGAAAAAUCCUCAGGAGACAUGGAGUCUUAUGGAAAAUUCGAGAAUCUUCAUUGAAGCUAUCGUACUUUUCUUCACGAAAAGGAAAAAGGAUGUUGGGAACUUGAGUUUUGAUAAAGAUGAUCAGUUAGCUGUGGAGUUCGUCACGGCGGCUGCGAACAUUAGAGCUGCAUCUUUUGGUAUUCCUAUGCAUAGCCUUUUCGAGUCUAAAGGUAUUGCUGGUAAUAUUGUGCAUGCUGUUGCAACGACGAAUGCCAUUAUUGCUGGAUUGAUUGUUAUCGAGGCGAUUAAGGUGCUACAAAAUGAUUUAAACAAAUACAGGAUGACGUAUUGCCUCGAACACCCUUCGAGGAAGAUGCUGCUCAUGCCAGUGGAACCUUUUGAACCUAAUAAAUCCUGCUAUGUUUGUUCUGAGACACCGUUAUCGCUCGAGAUAAAUACACGUCAUGCAAAGCUGCGGGACUUUGUUGAGAAGAUAGUUAAGGCCAAGCUUGGGAUGAACUUUCCACUUAUUAUGCAUGGAGCUUCCCUUCUUUAUGAAGUUGGCGACGAUCUUGACGAGGACAUGGUGGCAAAUUACGCUGCAAACCUCGAGAAGGUACUGUCUGAGCUUCCUUCACCUGUCGUUAGCGGGACGAUAUUAUCCGUUGAGGAUCUCCAGCAAGAGCUUAGCUGCAGUAUCAACAUCAAACAUAGAGACGAAUUUGACGAGGAGAAGGAACCAGACGGUAUGGUUCUAUCUGGAUGGCAGCAAACAACACUGGAAAAGGGUGAUAGCAUCCAGACAUCGUUCAGCAAUGGAGAAAGCACCUCGAAGGCGUUGCCCUCGACAACAGAUGCUAAUAAGAACGAUGACGCAGACAUCGUUGCUUCUGGAACGAAAAGAAAACUGGACGAGGCGUCUUCAGGUGUCGAUGCAUCAAGUUCAGCUAAUGAAGCUAAUAGCUUGAAGAAACUUGAAGUGCUCGACGACGACGACGACCUUGUCGUGCUCGAUGAUGAUGGGGAUUUGGUAACCAACAAGAAGAAAAGAUUGCAGUAACAGGAUCUUGGAUUUAACCGAGGAAUGCUAACAUAAUUUUGUUCUGUUAGGAAGAAAUGGUGAGAUUCAUAGAUCUUUGUGUAAUCUUUUUGGAGUUAGAUGAGCCUUCAAUUGUGAGUUCAGAUGUGUACCAAACUGAUAGAAUGUUAUAUUUCCAAGCAUCAAAUUUAGAAGCUCAAGUGAUUGUAACACUAAACACAAGCCUCAAACUUGAUAGUAAAUCAAUUAAAUAUAACUCAACGAUUUCUUUGA
Messenger RNA from Cucurbita pepo subsp. pepo (vegetable marrow), 2496 nucleotides. Its product is annotated as SUMO-activating enzyme subunit 2. Gene Ontology annotation, biological process: protein sumoylation. Gene Ontology annotation, cellular component: cytoplasm; SUMO activating enzyme complex. The record is from RefSeq and is a predicted model, not a curated record. NCBI's taxonomy places the organism in Eukaryota, Viridiplantae, Streptophyta, Magnoliopsida, Cucurbitales, Cucurbitaceae. Gene Ontology annotation, molecular function: SUMO activating enzyme activity.